Molecule: messenger RNA, 3914 nt
Organism: Seriola dumerili (greater amberjack)
Lineage: Eukaryota; Metazoa; Chordata; Actinopteri; Carangiformes; Carangidae
Gene: mat2aa
Product: S-adenosylmethionine synthase-like
Exons: 9
Coding region: 235-1425 (396 amino acids)
Biological process (GO): S-adenosylmethionine biosynthetic process
Cellular component (GO): methionine adenosyltransferase complex; cytosol
Molecular function (GO): ATP binding; methionine adenosyltransferase activity
Source: RefSeq, a predicted model, not a curated record
UGGAAGGGUCUGAAGAAGUUCUCCAGGAGAAUAAGUAGAGCUGCCCGACCCGCACUUAUUUCAUCCGGGAAGCAGGAGCUUAAAGCGGUGUGGUAGCUCUGUGUGUGAUUGUGUGAGUGACAGCAGGAUACCUGUGUAAAGACUGCAAAACUCUGUCCGCCUUCUGAACUGUAAGAGCAGGUCUCGCUGUCUGAGCGGCUAGCUGGUUAGCUAACAGUGUGUCUAUAGACUAAAAUGAACUCCCAUCUGAACGGCUUCCACAACGACUCCUUCAUUGAUGAAGACUGCUUCCUCUUCACUUCUGAAUCGGUCGGAGAAGGACACCCCGAUAAAAUCUGUGACCAGAUCAGUGAUGCUGUGUUGGAUGCACACCUCAGACAAGACCCUGAUGCCAAAGUAGCAUGUGAGACUGUUGCUAAGACGGGGAUGAUCCUGCUGGCCGGGGAGAUCACCUCCAGGGCCAACGUUGACUACCAGAAGAUCGUCAGAGACGCAAUCAAGCACAUCGGCUAUGACGACUCCUCCAAAGGCUUUGACUACAAGACCUGCAAUGUGUUGGUGGCUUUGGAGCAACAGUCCCCUGACAUUGCUCAGGGUGUUCAUCUGGAUCGGAAAGAGGAGGAUGUAGGAGCCGGCGACCAGGGCCUGAUGUUUGGAUAUGCAACUGAUGAGACUGAGGAGUGUAUGCCCCUCACUAUUGUCCUGGCCCACAAGCUCAAUGCCAAGAUGGCCGAAUUACGCCGAAAUGGAACACUGCCGUGGCUCCGACCCGAUUCCAAAACUCAGGUGACCGUUCAGUACCGUCAAGACCGGGGCGCCAUGGUGCCCUUGCGUGUCCACACCGUUGUGGUGUCUGUGCAGCAUGAUGAGGGUGUAUGUUUGGAUGAGAUGCGUCACUGUCUGAAGGAGCAUGUGGUGAAAGCCGUGGUUCCCAGUGGCUAUCUCGAUGAUGACACCGUAUACCACCUGCAGCCCAGUGGCCGCUUUGUCAUUGGAGGACCGCAGGGUGAUGCCGGUCUGACUGGGCGUAAGAUCAUUGUAGAUACUUACGGGGGUUGGGGGGCUCACGGAGGUGGAGCCUUUUCCGGGAAGGACUACACAAAGGUAGAUCGCUCUGCUGCCUAUGCUGCCCGCUGGGUGGCCAAAUCUCUGGUAAAAGCUGGGCUCUGCAAGCGUGUGUUGGUCCAGGUAUCCUAUGCUAUUGGAGUCGCCCAUCCCCUCUCGAUCUCCAUCUUCCACUAUGGGACAUCCCAGAAGAGCGAGAAGGAGCUGCUGGACAUCGUGAAGAAGAACUUUGACCUCCGUCCAGGAGUUAUCGUGAGGGAUCUUGACCUGAAGAAACCCAUCUACCAGCGCACAGCAGCUUACGGUCACUUUGGUCGUGACGUUUUUUCAUGGGAGGUGCCCAAGAAGAUGAAGUACUGAACCUCCUCCUCUAAUCUCCCAGCGGGCCUUAGGUGUAUUACAGAUAAACCUAUGUGUUUGUCUAACUCCCUCCUUCCUCCUCCUCUUUCUCCUCCUCCCUCUCCUUCCUUCUCGCACAAACAGCCACAUCACCACAGCCUCUACUACAUGAAAAGAUACCCUUUCCCCACCUAUUGGUGUUGUACACAUCCUUCAACAGAAUACAAUAGUAUUUCAGUUGCCAAGAUAUUCACCUGAACAGACAUGAAAAGAGUGUGCGUAUAGAUUUGAGCAGUGCUGCCAGCUUUUAUUCAUCUUAGUUGUGGUGGCUCACCUCAUUAUUAUUAUUAUUUUUUUUAUUUUUUUUUUUAGUUUCCUGACACUGAUAGGUAUUAUUGACAGUUUAUCUGGACCAUGCAAAUAUUUACCAGUCAUGAAAACAUUUCUGGUAUUCCUCAGCUUUUAAAAUCAAAAUCUCACUGCAGUUUAGUUGUAGGAGUGAUCAGUGAUUGCCAUCCUCUCUAAUGGCAACACGUCAUUUUCCAUUUCACCUAACAUUGUUGGGUUAAUAGCCAUUUUGUGUUGCAUCACCUCAUUUCCCCCUCACGGCACACACCCUCCCUGCUUUUGCAAUUUUUAUGGCACAAAUGGGGUCAAACACUUUCUAUAAAACCUGCUAAUUUUUGUAUUUGUGCUGUCCCUUCAGGCCAUGUUUUUCUGACGUUUUACAGAGAAGUCAGAAGCUGCUAAUGACCCUGUGGUUAUGUUGGGCUGCACCAUGAAAUCACUCCAUUUUUGUAAUUUAUUUUGUUGGUUUUAAAUGUCAUGUGAAUGUUUCAGAUGAUGUUGAAUGUGUCAAUGUUCUACUGACCAAGAUAAAGACGUGAUACAGUACUCACCCUGCCUGAGACUGACUCUGGGAGUAGCUACAGAGAAACCCAGGCUCAGUAGCAUCUGGACAGGGUCUGCCGUUAUCCAAUGGCAACACUGUACUUGAAAGAUUUAUAUAGUGGCAUUUGACUAUUGUGGGACCUAAUAGUUUGACUUGCAAGGAAGGACAACUGAAAAAUCUAAGACACAAGUUACAUUAUCUAAACUGUUUUCGACUCAGUUGCACACGUUUCGGGCCCUGACAUCUUUAGUCACUCCUGCCUACAGUAUAAAAAGUGCACUGGUAUGGAUAAAGAACAGUGCCACAGCCAGACCAAGACAAAGAGAUAAGAGGCAGCGCACAAUCAGCUUAGUGAAUGUAAGACAUUACUGCUCUCGUCUUCUCAGCAGAGUUAAGUUUCGUACAAAUGAGAACAUGGGAUCAGAUAUGUAACUUUAUGCUUGUGGAUUUUGAAUCUUCCACUGGAACUGCACAGCACAUUAUUUCUUGAAGUUACCCAAAAAUGCAAAGGCUUCUGUUUUCAAUGUUACACGCACAGUAGUUCAAAUCCAAAUGAAUGUCGAGCUUGCAGCUAAAACUUUUCUUUUUAUUUAUUUAUUUAUUUGUUUUUUAAAAAACCGUAUUCAUUCUCUGCACCAUCACACUGUGUGUCAUGGAUGGCACAAGUCACAAGUUUUCCUAUCUUCCUUUUUACUUUGUAAGAAAUGUAGAUAAGGUGAGAGAGGAAAUGUUCCAGAGACCUUGGCCAGGUUUGAACCCAAGUUGUUGUGAAUACACAGUAUAUGCCUUUUUGAAUGCUUCCUAAGUCACCCUGUUCCUUGACUUUACUCCUGGAUGUGUAUCCACACAAUAUAGAUGCAUAGUUGAUGCUAAGCCAGCUGUAAGCCUGAGUGAAAUUAGUAAUCACUGUUAGAAUCACCACAGUAGGUCCCUGGUCUGAGCUGUGUGCACAGUUAUUGUCUAAAAAUGUCUUCAUCGUGUAGCUAGAUGGCACUGUGUCCCCAUAAACAAUACUCAAUUGAAGAUUUUUUUUCUACUGUAAUAACACUGAUAUGUCGUCUUUAGUUUGACUCCUCUGGCAUCACCUUGUGGUUCCUUGAGUGUAUUACAGAGAAACCUCAUACAGGAGCCACAGAGUGGUGCUGUGAAAGCAGUUUAAAUUGAUCUAUCUGUGAUCAUCUGGUGAAAUGACUUAACCUCUCAAAGAUUUUUUUUUUUUUUUUUAAUAAUAUGUUUGCGUCUUCUAGCUCAUCCACAGACAAGGCAAAUGAUUGGUUGGUGUUGUACAGAGAAACCAGCCUGUUUACAUGGUCUCCUGUGGGUGGAAGAGUUUGAGGAUAUUUUUUCUUUCUCUGUAAAAUAAUUUUUUUAAAAGAUUGGAAGUGAGUCUGUCAGUGUGGUCGCUGAAUGUGUGUUAAAGUGCCUUUUCUAAUUUUCAGCAAUGCCCCUUUCCCAUGCCCCCAAAUAUCUGACUCCUUGCCUAUUGACCCUGCCCCCACCCAGUUUUUACCCCGAGGCUGCGAAGUUGCCCUCUUCAAUAAUUCACACUGAGGAGUCUGACUUGUUGUUGAGUUUCUCUUUUAAACCCUUCAAAUAAACUGCACGCUUGCUUGUGCUU